CGAGGCGUGGAGCUGAUCGCUGUCACUUCAGGACAGCGACCCCGCGGGAAGAGGAGUGACGGGGGGCUGGUCCCCAGGCAGCGUCUGGGCCACAAAGGGUUACGCAAGGCACCCUGGAGUGACACCACUGCCACCAGCCCUGGAGCUCAGCUCCUUCCUGGUCGGAUCCGAGACUCGCUUUGCUUCUGCUCUUCAUUGCGGCCUGAAGGGGGAUUGAGGAAGGGGCCAGCAGCUGCAAAGAGGAGCCGGAGCCGGUCCGCGCCCCCGGCUGCUGGGCAGGGGCUGCCGUGCCAGCCGGCUGCCACAGUUGCCUUCCCUCGCUUGCGUUGGCUGAUGGCCACCAUGGAGGAGAUGGUGAUCUGGGAGCAGCACACGGUGACACUAAGCAAGGAUCCUCAACGGGGCUUUGGCUUCGCUGUCUCCGGAGGCCGGGACCGUCCUAACAGGAUGACCGGGGACACAGCGGUGAUCGUUUCAGAUGUGGUGGCCGGGGGACCGGCGAUGGGCCGGCUCCAGAGGAAGGAUCACAUCGUGAUGGUGAACGGCCUUUCCAUGGAGAAUGUCUCAUCCUCCUUCGCCAUUCAGACACUUAAAACCUGUGGCAAGAUUGCCAACAUCACACUGAAAAGACCGAAGAAAGUCCGCAUCCCUGUGAGCAAGAGUAGCCCUGGGUCCCCCACUGUGCCCCAGCGCUAUGACUCGGAUGAGGACUACAGGUCGCAUGGUGGGCAUCCAGCCCUCCACCGCUCCUGGGAUGACCUGGACCAUAGCCAGGGCUAUGAUGGGGACUCGUCCAGCGAGAGAAGCUCUGGCCACCAUCGGGAUGACCGCCGCCACCACAAGCCAGUGCCCCGGAGCCGGAGGCGAAGCCAGGAUAGCAGCCACUGGAGGCAGAGCCCCGGCAGUGGCUCGGAUCGGAGGGGCUAUAGCCGGCACCGCUCCACCAAUGGCCUCAGCCACGAAGGGGACAACCAUGGGCUGGCCCUGGUGUCGGGCUUCAAGCGGCUGCCCCAACAGGAUGUGCUGAUGAAGCCCAUCACAUCGGUCCUGGUGAAGCAGAAGCAGAACGAAGAGUAUGGCGUGAAGCUGGGAAGUCAGCUCUUCAUCAAGCACAUUGUGGAGAGCAGCCUGGCGGCGAAGGGCAGCUCUUUGCAGGAAGGAGACCUCAUCCUGAAGAUCAAUGGGGUGGCCAGUGAGGACAUGUCCCUGGCUGACACCCAGAAGCUCAUUGAGCAGACAGAGGGGACCCUGACCCUGCUUGUCCUCCGGGACCACCGGCAGUUUCUGGUCAACAUCCCCGACACAGAAGACAGCCAGAGCGACAGCUCCCGAAUGGAUGAUAUCUCCGACAUUGACUCUGAACUGUCCCAUCCACCAUCCCCCGAGACCUCUCCACGACCGGCGGCUGCCAGGAUGAAUUCACCACCGGAGAGGAGACGACCAAACAGGGACCCUGCGGGUGACACGACUGUGGACGAUGCUCGGAGCCCUGGUGAGUGGCUGUCUGAAUCCCCCUGGCAGAGCUGCGCCAGCUCUCCCUGUGCCUGGGCUGCCCUGGCAGCAGCGUAGACACUGCCGCCUCCUGGACCAGCCCUCCUUCCUGCAGAUGUGCUGAAAGCCGUGGAAGGGGAUAGCUGCCACAGCCCCCACGCCAGCCCCAGUGCCCGCAAGGAUGGGUACAGCGCUGAUUCCAGGUUCGUGCACUUUGUGAAGGCCAAGAGUGUCGGGCUGCGGCUGGCUGGUGGGAACGACGUGGGCAUCUUCGUGUCGAGCGUCCAGGAGGGGAGCCCGGCUGACAGCCAGGGUCUCCGGGAAGGGGACCAGAUCCUGCAGGUGAAUGACACCAGUUUCCAGAACCUGACCCGUGAGGAGGCUGUGGAGUACCUCAUGAAGUUGCCGCCAGGCGAGGACAUCACACUGUGGACCCAGAGCAAGCAGGACAUUUACAGGAAGAUGGUCUCAUCCAACGUGGGUGACUCAUUCUACAUACGGACGCACUUUGACUUUGAGAAGGACACACCGUCGGGGCUAAGCUUCGUCCGUGGGGAUGUCUUCCAUGUGCUGGACACUAUGUACCGGGGCAGGAUGGGGAGCUGGCUGGCUGUGCGCAUGGGCAGGGACCUGCAGGAGCAGGACAAGGGCGUCAUCCCCAACCGGAGCAGGGCCGAGCAAAUCGCCAGCCUGGAGUCGGUGCUGAAAGCCACGUCUGGUGCCAACCCCUCUGGGGCACGGGCCGAGUUUUGGAAGCUGCGGGGCUUGCGGGGUGCCAAGAAGAUGCUGCGGAAGAGCCGGGAGGACCUGUCUGCGCUCACAAAGCAGGGCCACUACCCGCCAUACGAGAGGGUGGUCCUGAAGGAAGCCAGCUUCAAGCGGCCGGUGGUGAUCCUGGGCCCCAUCGCAGACAUUGCCAUGCAGAAGCUGAGCACGGAGCUGCCCGAGCUGUUUGAGAUUGCCCCGAGCGUGCCCCGAGACGGGGCGUCAUCCAAGGUCAUCAAGUUGGACUCUGUGCGGCAGAUUGCAGAAAAGAACAAGCAUGCCCUGUUGGACAUCACGCCCUCGGCUGUGGAGCGCCUCAAUUACGUGCAGUACUACCCGGUGGUGGUGUUUUGCGAGCCUGAGAGCCGGCAGGGCAUCAAGGCCAUGCGCCAGUGGCUGGCACCCGACUCUAGAAAGAGCUCCCGGCGCCUCUACGCCCAGGCCAGCAAGAUGAAGAAGUACUGCAGCCAUCUCUUCACUGCCACCGUCAGCCUCAGCAGCAGCAGCAACACCUGGUACAAGGCGAUCAAGGACAUCAUCAGGACGCAGCAGAGCCAGCCCGUUUGGACAGCCGCGGAGCAGGCAGAUGUGGCAGUGGAGGACAGUCUGGACCUGCCGAACCCACCAAGCACGGCGGCCUCAGGCUACCUGACCUGUGAUAGUCAUGCCAACAGCGACUACGACACGGACGGUGAGACAGGCGCCUACACUGAUGGUGAGGACGCCUACGACCAGCCUGGGCUGGCCCGCUCCUCUGAGCCAGCGCACACGUCCGUAAGCCAUGGCUUGAAUGAGCAGGUGAGUCCCCGUUUUUCACAGGCGACCGAGCAGCAGCGGCAGGGCCAGCGGAGCCAGAGCUAUGACAGCAUCAGAGAAUAUGAGCAUGACGCUGUGAGGAAGAGGUUCACACGGGCCAGGGAUGACUCAGACCAGGACGAAGGCUACGAGUGGGGCCCAGCUACAGAUGUGUAG
This is a messenger RNA of Charadrius vociferus (killdeer), 3228 nucleotides long. It is a transcript of the gene TJP3, whose product is annotated as tight junction protein 3. Gene Ontology annotation, molecular function: cell adhesion molecule binding. NCBI's taxonomy places the organism in Eukaryota, Metazoa, Chordata, Aves, Charadriiformes, Charadriidae. Gene Ontology annotation, cellular component: plasma membrane; bicellular tight junction. Gene Ontology annotation, biological process: cell-cell junction organization; cell-cell adhesion; protein localization to cell-cell junction. The record is from RefSeq and is a predicted model, not a curated record.